Messenger RNA from Penicillium soppii, 3384 nucleotides. RefSeq lists its product as uncharacterized. Lineage: Eukaryota; Fungi; Ascomycota; Eurotiomycetes; Eurotiales; Aspergillaceae. Gene Ontology annotation, molecular function: ADP binding. The transcript has a single exon. The record is from RefSeq and is a predicted model, not a curated record. Bases 1 to 3384 code for a protein of 1127 amino acids.
AUGGGAAACAGUGGAAUUCUCCAACUCUCCCAUUAUUCUCACAGUGAUAAGAAACCACUUUUUGUCGCACCCCCUGGCUUUCAUCCGAAUGCUACGUUUUUUGGCAUGCAAAAAGAGCUUGAGAUACUACACAACCGCCUCUUCAAAGCCAAGGCACGUGCAAAUCGGGCCAUGGCUGUGUUGGUCUCUGGCGUUCCAGGCUCCGGAAAGACACAUCUAGCACGGCAGUAUGUGUUCACCCAACGUGACUGCUAUCCAGGCGGAAUCUUUUGGAUUGAUGCCAAGACUCGCGACGCCGCAGACAAAUGCUUCUGGGAGAUCGCAGUCGCCGCCACUUUAACCGAUAACAAGGAGACUACGGUCACUGAGUAUCAGCAGGCACCGACUUACGUGGCUGAAGUUCGUAAAUGGCUUCAAAACCGCCAAGAUUGGCUUUUAGUUUUUGACGGAGUUACCUUCGAUAACGAUUUCGACAUCAACAGUUUCAAGGACUUUUUACCGUGGAACAAGCAGUGCAGCAUCAUAUAUACCUCAGUUGACACAACACUACGGAAAAAGCAGCGAUUAUACGAGCCGUACUGUUUGAUGAUUUCCCCAUUGCAUGUUGAGGAUGCUUGCAAGCUUUUGUUCAAAGAUCUUGGAAUCACGCGACCUACCCACGAACAAAUCGCAAAGGCAACUCGAAUAGUUGAGCACUACGAGUGUCUUCCUUUGGCAAUCCACGCAAUUGGCCAUCGUCUCAAUGCGACGGGCAAACCAAUCGAAAAAUAUCAUGUAAAAACCCAAGUGACAUACGAGAAGCUCGCAGAGCCAUUUUUGAGCAUCAUGAAUGAUCUACUUCGCUUGAAUCACAAACAGGCCCUUCACCUAAUCAACCUCCUCUCAUUUCUCGGACACCAGGUGCCAGUGGGCCUGCUGAACCUAGGACGGGGCAUUAUGGCUGCUCAGAAUUUGGAUAUUCAGACCAGUGCCCAAAAGGGAGAGGAUCCUGAUCUCGAUACCACACUUGGAAUUCUCAUCCACUAUGGGUUGAUUGAGAGAACCUCAGAUGCAGGCGUCUUUCAGCAGAGGUCGUCCACUCAAAAUUCCGAUGGCGAUGAGAUGAACUUGGAUACAAAGACUACCCCAGAUCUCUCAGAAUCUUUGACAGAAAGUAGUCAGGAAGAAUUCUUCUCCAAUUAUCGACACAAUUCAGCAGUUGACGUUAUCAAGAUCCAUAGCGUGGUGCAAGGGUUCUGCCGUGAUGAACUGCGAAUCAGGGAUGAGGAGCAAAAGGAGUCUAUGAACAAGGACGAUCCGGGGUUCUUCGACACUUGGUUGAUUGUUGCCACUCGGUUUCUCAUUCGGUCAUAUGAAGUAGCCAAAGAAAGGAUGAAGAACUAUCCGGAUUGUGGUCUUGUUCGAGACUAUCGAGAGUAUGAAACCCAUGCUUCCCGACUGGCGGAGCUUUUCCCAAAAAAGCAUUCAAUGAAUCUUCAUGCUUCAAUCCUUCGAGAGACACGAGAAAACUUACGCUCAUUGACCAAAAGCAUAAGCCAGCAGAUUGAGAAUAUAUCCCCAACCUCAUCCCUGCACUCCAUUCGACACCAAAAGUCAGUGUUUGACCGGUCAAGCAGCUCUUCGUCCUCAUAUCGGGAGUCGUCUGCAGAAGGGGGUCUAUCUCGACAAUCUACUUUCAACUUCAGCGAUAUAGGGUCGGCACGGGCGGAAUCCCCCGAACAGAUGGCCGUGCCACCUCCUCGCUUCAGAUUGGAGCUUUUCCCACCCCAUAUAUUCAGAAUGGCGGGGAACGAAUCUGAAGAGGGCUAUGAAACAGACGGAGAAGCAAAAAGUGGACUUCUAAUCUCUCCGGCAUUGUCGCAAAUUAGCCAAACUACAGUCGAACCUAAUCCGCCUCCUCUACCAUCGAGCCCACCAGGUCUCUCUGCUCUGUCGGGGUGGCAAAUAGUCAACCGACACCAGAAGCAAAAUCCUCCCAAAGAGCGACAAUCAAAGAGAAGAGGGAAGGGCGCCGAACAAGGCAACAGACGACUAAGAGAUACUAGACCCGAUACGCCAUUGGUCGAAGUGUCUUCUAUCCAAGGACAUGGCUCAUCAAGCCGCAAACCCUCUUUCGAAGAAGAAAGCGGCUCAAUACUAGCCUCAGAGGCCGAAAGAUUACUGGCUGCAGUGCGCCGAUCUAGUAGAUCUCAAGCAUCAUCCGAAGUUCCAGAACCUACAGUCAUUUUGCCGAUGAACCAAGAGAUUCUUCCAACGUUGCCAUCAUAUGCAAGUGUAGCUAGUCGACGCAUAUUAGAAGUCGAGUCUGCGUUCAAGCGCCCAUCAUCGGUUCCGGUGACUCGUACGCUAGAUCACUCGAGCGGUCUGCAAAUGAAGCCUUCUGUGGAAUCUCUCGAUGACCAGCCGGGCCAUAAUUUUGCCUCGCCUCUAUCUCACGAGUUGAAAUCUCACGAGUUACUCCUCGAACCUCUGAGUAGUUCAACUUACAGUGAGCCUGGAAUUGAGUUCUCCGACCAACCAAUGAGUGAGGUGGACUUUUAUACGGCGCCUGGAUCUUAUGAUUCUCGACGUGCUUCUCUCCCACAGCUUGAGACCCCACGAAGCUUGUCUGCAAGCGUUCCUGCUCUUAUUUCAUACCCUCCACCGCUACCAUACGAAGAGGACAUUUCGGUCACCCGUCCAAGACGCAGAAGAUCAGCUCAACUUGUGUCAGGCUCUAUAACACCCUCUCAUCCAUCUGCAAUAAUGCCUGGUGCAUUACCGCUUCCAUCCGAUCUCAACAUAGUAAUGGGCUCUGCCCCAGAGCGGCCUCUAUCAGUUCCGCUUUCCCGUGGCUCCUCUGGAUUCUCUCAUCAAUCGUGGGCGACAGAGCCGGUACGGUAUCCACCACGGUUCUCGCCUAUUCCCAGUUUCACACAACCUCCGGAGGUUGUACCAAACACAUUGACAAGCAUGCAGCAAGAACAGCAACAACAACUUGCGGGGACCGGUGGUUGGACAAACGAUCUAUCUAUAGCGGGCAGUGCCCUCCAGUCAGAUCCGGCUUAUCUCGUACCACCACCACGUGGACGUCUGAACUCGAUGGACGAGCGACUGAACUUUAUAGACCUGGGCUGGGACCCGGAAUAUGGCACUGCACAAUAUCUAAAUACUGUCGGACAUCGGGUUGAUGUCCGGGAUCCGCGCCAGAGGCUGCAUGAAUCUUCUCGGCUUCAGGCCCCACAGUAUCAACUAUAUCAUCCCAAUUUGUCUGGCCCUUUGAUUCAGCAUGACGGUCAUCUAUAUGCCCCCGCCCCCCCGUUGGAGGUAUAUAAGACCCGUCCGCGGAGUGGGAGCUCACCUUCACAUGCAAAUUACGCUGGGUUGGGUGUGCGAUUUCCAUGA